Molecule: messenger RNA, 3919 nt
Organism: Dendronephthya gigantea
Lineage: Eukaryota; Metazoa; Cnidaria; Anthozoa; Malacalcyonacea; Nephtheidae
Product: glycine dehydrogenase (decarboxylating), mitochondrial-like
Exons: 28
Coding region: 188-3211 (1007 amino acids)
Biological process (GO): glycine decarboxylation via glycine cleavage system
Cellular component (GO): mitochondrion; glycine cleavage complex
Molecular function (GO): pyridoxal phosphate binding; glycine binding; glycine dehydrogenase (decarboxylating) activity
Source: RefSeq, a predicted model, not a curated record
AGUCAAGUCAUUUCCUUCGUACCUUCCUUAUUUGGGAGAUCGGGAUGCUGUUUAUUUUAUGAUCGUAAGGAACCGAACUGCAUGAUACCCGCGAAAUGUGCGUCAUUUCGUUUAUAUAUCCGAAGGGAGAUGAGAUUAUCCGAAUAGUUUCUAGUUCUUAUUUCAUCUUCUUGCACAAGCAUAAACUAUGUACCGACCUUGUACAGCUAUCACAACACUUCGUGUUUCCAACAUGAUGCUAGGAACAACAUCAGCAAAAUCAGCCCUUGCUAUCUCUAGUCGAUGCUGUUCAACAGGCAUCUCAAAAAUUGAACAACUCUUGCCACAAACGGAUCACUUUCCGUCACGGCAUAUCGGGUUAAGUUGUGAGACUGAACAAGAAAUGACAAACUUUUUAGGUCUAAAGAACAUCGAUGAGUUGGUGGAUAAAACAGUACCUAUUGAUAUACGCUUUCAAGGAGAGAUGGAUAUUCAAGGCAGCAAAGGCGAGCAUGAUCUUCAUAACAAGCUGGCACACUUAGCAAGUAAGAAUCAAAUAUGGAGAUCUUACAUUGGACUUGGUUAUUACAACUGUUUUGUACCACCACCGAUACUACGAGGUUGCUUGGAAAAUCCUGGAUGGUACACUCAAUAUACACCUUACCAACCAGAAAUAUCUCAAGGUCGUUUAGAAUGCUUGCUUAAUUUUCAAACAAUGGUUUGUGAACUGACUGGUUUGGAUGUUGCUAAUGCGUCAUUGUUGGAUGAAGCUACCGCAGGAGCUGAAGCUGUUGGAAUUUGUUAUAGGUUUAAUAAGAAGGAAAAGUUCUAUGUCGACAAAAACCUUCACCCGCAAACCAUCGCAUUGAUCCAAACGAGAGGAAGAACUUUGGGACCGCUGGGCCAAGGCUUGGAAAUAAUUGUGACUGAUAAAGAAAACUUUGAUCUGUCAAAAAAGGAUGUUAGCGGAAUUAUUAUUCAGUAUCCAGACACUUAUGGCAGUAUAUUCGAUUACACAGAACUCACUGAAAGAGCUCAUCAUGCACAGGCGUUAGUUGCUUGUGCAACAGAUCUCCUUGCUCUUACCAUGCUCCGAUCUCCGGGAGAAUUUGGUGCUGAUAUUGCAUUUGGAAACAGUCAAAGAUUUGGGGUGCCAUUAGGUUAUGGUGGCCCACAUGCUGGAUUUUUUGCAACGCGAAAUAUUGGAACACUGCCACGAUCUUUACCUGGACGACUUAUUGGUGUUACAAAGGAUGCCAUGGGAGAAAAAUGCUACAGACUUGCUCUUCAAACCAGGGAACAGCACAUACGAAAGGAUAAGGCUACAAGUAAUAUUUGUACUGCACAGGCAUUGCUUGCUAAUCUCGCUUCAUUGUUCAGUAUUUAUCAUGGACCUGAAGGCCUGAAGAACAUCGCGACUAGAGUUCACAAUGCUACUCUCAUUUUAGCCGAAGGAAUAACACGUGCUGGUCACGAAAUUCAGAAAGAGCAUUUCUUUGACACACUGAAGGUGAAAUGUGCUGAUAGUUCUGCAGAUGAAAUAAUGAAGAAAGCCGCUGCACAUAAAAUAAAUCUUCGAAAGCUGGAUAAUGAUCACGUUUGUGUCUCAAUGGAUGAAACUGUUGUUGAAAAAGAUUUGGAUGAUCUACUGUCAAUAUUUGGUUCUAAAGAAACUUCGGAUAGUCUCGCAAACAGCCAAUUCGGUGAAACAUUGGGAAGCAGCAUUUUAUUGAGCGAUCAUAAACGUCGUAGUACCUACCUCGAACAUCCUGUAUUUAACACUCAUCACUCUGAGACCCAAAUCAUGCGAUAUAUGAAACAUCUGGAGAAUAAGGAUUUAUCUUUAGUUCAUUCUAUGAUUCCUCUUGGUUCGUGUACAAUGAAAUUAAACGCAGCGUCUGAAUUACAGCCAAUAACCUGGCCAGAAUUCGCAAACAUUCAUCCUUUUGCCCCAACUGAACAAGCACAAGGAUAUACUGAAUUGAUUAAAGAUUUGGAACACGAUUUAUGUGAAAUAACUGGAUUCGAUGCCAUCAGCUUCCAGCCAAACAGCGGUGCUCAGGGAGAGUAUGCUGGAUUAAUGGCAAUCAAAGCUUACCACGAGAGCAGAGGAGAGGGCAAUAGAAAGGUGUGUCUUGUUCCAAAAUCAGCUCAUGGAACUAAUCCAGCGAGCGCUCAAAUGGCUGGCUUUAAAAUAGUUUUUAUUGAGAUUGGAAAAUAUGGCGAAAUCAAGAUGGAACAUUUAAAGAAAGAGGUUGAAAUACACAAAGAUAAUCUUGGUGCUAUCAUGGUAACAUAUCCAUCCACCAACGGAUUUUUUGAUGAAGGCAUUAGAGAUGUUUUGGCCUUGAUUCAUGAAAAUGGAGGACAAGUUUAUCUUGAUGGGGCAAAUAUGAACGCUCAGGUGGGUCUUUGUCGUCCAGGAGAUUACGGAGCUGAUGUUUCACACUUGAAUUUACACAAAACGUUCUCCAUCCCACAUGGUGGAGGAGGGCCUGGGAUGGGGCCAAUUGGAGUAAAGAAACACCUUAUUCCAUUCCUUCCUUCCCAUCCUGUUAUUCCUCCGAUGGGAACGAAUGAGGAGACAUCGUUUGGAACUAUUUCUGCAGCACCCUAUGGCUCACCUGGUAUUCUGCCAAUCUCUUAUGCUUACAUUAAAAUGAUGGGAGCUAAAGGACUUACACACGCAUCUAAAGUCGCCAUUCUAAAUGCUAACUAUAUGGCCGCAAGACUCAAAGAUCACUAUUCAAUUCGAUUUGUUGGAAAGAAUGGUUAUUGUGCUCAUGAAUUCAUCCUUGACGUAAAAACAUUCAAGAAAACUGCAGAUAUCGAAGCUAUUGAUAUUGCAAAACGACUCAUGGAUUACGGUUUCCAUGCGCCCACAAUGUCAUGGCCAGUGCCAAGCAGCCUUAUGGUCGAACCGACAGAGUGCGAGGACAAGGCAGAGUUGGAUCGAUUCUGUGACUCGUUAAUUCGCAUAAGACAUGAGAUUGCCGAUAUUGAGCAAGGACGAAUGGAUGCGAAGGACAAUCCUUUGAAGAAUGCACCUCACAAUCAAUUGGUUUUAAGCGAAAAUUGGAACAAACCCUAUACAAGAAAACAAGCAGCAUAUCCAGCUCCCUGGAUCAACCACACAAAUAAAUUCUGGCCUACGGUAUCCAGAGUUGACGACAAAUACGGAGACCAGCAUUUGGUGUGUACUUGCCCUCCAAUUGAAAGCUAUACCGAAUAAGAACGCUAUUGGGAAUUUGUGGUAGAUUUAGGCCCUGUUUACCUUACAGUCAAUUUAUUGACACGCAUGGCACGUCUAGAAUCGGUACCCGUACCCAAUUUUAUUUGAUUAGUGCUCAGGCUACGAAUACAAAGGCAGGGCACGGAUGAAAUGGGCACAGGCACCAUUUUAGCCGUGCUGUGCCGAUAUAAAUGGAGUGUAGUGUAAACACGGCUUUAAUUUAGCAUUUUAUAAAUCACCGGAAAUUUCACCGGACAUUUUUUUGACUCUCAUAAGAUAAGUACAAAACUGCUGCAGUUAAGCCAUUAUUUCAUGCACAGGGAAUAAAUAUCACGGAAUAUGUAAACUACGGUAAAAUGCAGUUUAGUUAGUUUACACUGAAAAUGAGGAAUAUCUGUGAGCGACAGGUUUAUCUAUUAUUGAUCGUUGUUUUCAUUCAUCAAGUUUGCUUAUUUGCAUGAGUUUUGUUUAAGCAAAAAUCAAUUUGCAUGGGGUCAGUAAGGUUUCAAACAGCUAUCGUUGCUGUAGUCAUGCAGUUAAUUUUUCUCUUAUAACAAUUUUAAAUUAUUGGGUGGUAUAUAACUAUAAGAUGAGGUUUAUAUAUACCUACUAUCUAUUAAUACGAAACUUGUAAUCUAUUCUUACCACAAUGAGGUACUUUUAACGCUUUUAUGUAACAAUAUAGUACAUUUAAUAAAUAUAGCUCUC